Molecule: messenger RNA, 1098 nt
Organism: Daldinia childiae
Lineage: Eukaryota; Fungi; Ascomycota; Sordariomycetes; Xylariales; Hypoxylaceae
Exons: 1
Coding region: 1-1098 (365 amino acids)
Molecular function (GO): catalytic activity
Source: RefSeq, a predicted model, not a curated record
AUGACUACUAUUCGAGUUGCUGUUAUACAAGCCGAGCCGGUGUGGCUCGACCUUGCGGGGUCAAUCCGAAAAGCCUGCGAACUUAUCGCCGAGGCCGCGGGGAACGGCGCCAAGAUCGUUGCGUUUGCGGAGGCCUGGGUCCCCGGAUAUCCUGCAUGGAUAUGGUCCGUGUUUGACUCCAUUCCCGUCCUGUUUCACGGAGCUCUACUAACAUUAGGUAUGCAAUAUAACAGGACUCGUCCUGUGGAUUUUGAGCUCCAGACUAGGCAUAUUUACAACUCGUUGGCUAUAGAAUCAGAAGAGAUGGAACAAGUCAAGGCGGUAGCCAAAAAGCACUCCGUUGCUGUAGUUCUCGGGUUCUCGGAGAGAAGUCCUUCGAACAGCACCUACAUAGCACAGGCAAUUAUCUCACCGCAGGGAGAGCUAGCCCUCCAUAGGCGAAAGAUAAAACCGACGCACAUGGAGCGUACCGUAUUCGGAGAUGGAUCCGGCAACGAUUUGACUAACGUCGCAGAGCUUGACUUCGGCGCUCCGCUAGGCAAAAUCAAGGUAGGAGCUUUAGCCUGCUGGGAGCAUACUCAGCCACUUCUCAAGUAUCACAGCAUCACGCAAGGCGGCGUCAUUCAUAUAUCUAUGUGGCCGCCGGUAGACCCCACAACCGGCGUAGAUCAUCCGGGUCUAUGGAGCAUGACAGCCGACGGAUGUCAGAAUUUAUCGCAGACAUAUGCGAUCGAAAGCGGCGCUUACGUUUUACAUGCUACAUCUGUGUGCACUCAGGCCGGCAUUGACGUCUUCAACACUCAAAAUGGGCUUCUCUGUGCGCAGCCUGGAGGGGGUCACAGUUGUAUCAUUGGUCCCGACGGGAGAAGAUUGACAUCACCGCUUGGUGAUGGUAAGCCUGAAACAGAGGGCAUCUUAUAUGGGGAUCUAGAUCUCACCAAGGUCGUAGCAAAUAGGGGCUUCCUGGAUAUCGUCGGUCACUAUAGCCGGCCCGAUCUUCUCUGGCUAGGCGUUGACAAACAACAAAAGCCAGUUGUCAUUUCUAAAGCCGACGCAAAAAAGCCAGAGUCGGAGCAAGAGACAUCUCGGGCGACGUGA